UCUUGAGGGCGCACUUGUAAUUGGCACAUGGUUAUUGCAACACGAACGCAGUUUCGUCGGAUUUGUGCCUGAAACUGCACAUGAUAUUUCCCGAAUAAUACACUCCAUACACUCAAGACAUCGAAUAUGACUCGUCUUGCAAGAAAACGCCAUCACCGUGGUUACACUCACAUCCAGAAGAAGUACCGAACAAGGAGAAAAACGAAGGAUUUGGAUGAGAUUCACGAAGACAUGAAACCGGAAUCAUCAGAGAAGAUGUUGAACCAGGAGAUUGACCAUGACAAACCAGGGUCGGGUCAACACUACUGUCUGCACUGCGCGAGGCACUUCAUCAGCUUGCAUGCCCUGAAGGAACACUUUCGCUCCAAGCUUCACAAAAGGAGGUUAAAAGCUCUUGAGCUGGAACCCUACACACAGAAAGAAGCUGAUGCUGCAGCAGGCCUGGGAUCUUACCAUCCUCCGAAACGCAAGAAGGUCACCACCCAGAAGAUAGUGGAAGAUGUCGAAAUGAAUUCUGCUGAGACUACAAAAGAGGAUCAGUAGCCCUAACCCUCCAAGAUCCUUCAAAAUCAAAUUGGGGCGAAGGGUUUUGUAGGAUUGAGGAAAGUAGAGCCCAACAACUGCAUGUUGCUCAAGGCUGGUUCCCUUUAAAGUUAGGGUGUGAAGAAUGUGCCUGCAAACCGAUGGAUUAUGGAGGAUCCAGGAAGACUUAUAGCAAAAGUUAAAAAAAAAUUGUUUGUCAACUGAAGAAUUCAAUUGGCUUAGAAUGGGAAUAGCAGAACUUUCUUUUGAUCUGUUCACAGGACAUUUAUUCUAACUCAAGAGCGGUGUUGGACAAUAAAAGUUAAAGUUGAGAUCAUA
Messenger RNA from Patiria miniata (bat star), 861 nucleotides. RefSeq names its product zinc finger protein 593-like. The transcript has 3 exons. The coding region runs from base 127 to 543 and encodes 138 amino acids. NCBI's taxonomy places the organism in Eukaryota, Metazoa, Echinodermata, Asteroidea, Valvatida, Asterinidae. The record is from RefSeq and is a predicted model, not a curated record.